This is a messenger RNA of Lathyrus sativus (Indian pea), 204 nucleotides long. Lineage: Eukaryota; Viridiplantae; Streptophyta; Magnoliopsida; Fabales; Fabaceae. The record is from the annotation of a GenBank genome assembly.
AUGGUUCGUUGCUUCAGCUUAGGUUCCGUUUUGAUUCUGAUCGCGAUUGCCGCGUCUAUGGUUGUUCUUCCGCUGAUGCUUCCGCCGCUUCCUCCGCCGCCGUUGGUUCUUCUUUUCUUUCCCGUCGGGAUUAUGGCCGCGCUUGUGGUUCUCGCUUUCUCGCCUUCGGAAAACGUUAAAAACGUCGUCGUUCACUCGUCGUGA